AUGCACAGAUUAGAGAUGCAAAUUUUCCGGAAACUUUCAAAUGGCCACAGCGUGGCUUUUGCUGCUGUGGCUGUGGUCGGCGUCGCAGCACUGGGAGUGGCGGUGACACGCAGACUGCUCAAGCACAAGAUCCCCGCGGACUCCGAGUGGCGGCGCGUCGGCACGCUCAGCGAGCUCUACCUGUUCCCCCUCAAGUCCGGCAAGCCGGUCGCCGCCGACAAGCUGACGGCCAGGGAGGCCGGGCCCACCCUGGGGCUGCUGCGGGACAGGUCGUUUGUGGCGGUAGACCGCAACGGCCGCUUCGUCACAGGCCGCAGCCACACCGGCCUGAUGACGGUCUCGGUGGUGGCCGUGGCCAAGGCCGUGGCUGGCCAGGACGGCGACCAGAACCAGGACGUCGUGGAGAUGCGCAGCCCACUGGCGGACCAGCCUCUUAUCCUCGACACUGCCCAGCUCAAGACGCAGACGUGCAGGAAAAUAACGGUUUGGGGCAGCGCCGUGUCCGCGGUGGACUGCGGCGACGAGGCAGCGGCCUUCAUCCGCCAGGUGGCCGUGGACCCCGACCGUUUCCGGUAA
This is a messenger RNA of Thrips palmi, 576 nucleotides long. Its product is annotated as mitochondrial amidoxime reducing component 2-like. The record is from RefSeq and is a predicted model, not a curated record. NCBI's taxonomy places the organism in Eukaryota, Metazoa, Arthropoda, Insecta, Thysanoptera, Thripidae. Bases 1 to 576 code for a protein of 191 amino acids. The transcript has 4 exons.